GUGACGUCACGCCAGAGCUAGGCGGAUACGUUUGACGGUAGUUUCCAAACAUUGACAGUCAUGGCCGCUUCCAUUCACAGUUUACUGGAGGAAAUCUCCGACGUGGAAGACCCAAAUGAAGAGCUACAGAGCUUAAAAACAGCUCUGCUAUCGAUCCCAGUCAGCGCUCUCAGAGACUCAGUCAGCGGGCAGCGGCUCGAUGCGAUUUUCUCUCUGCUCAACUCCAACAAUAGGGAGACGGUUGAGCUCUGCGUGGAGAUCCUUGAACGCAUCCUGAUGGCGCUGGGCCCCGUGCAUCUCGUCCAGAGCUACGGAGUGGAGCUGCAGGGGGGGCUGACCCAUCCCGAUGAAAACGUGAAGAAACUGGCCCUGACGCAGAUCGGCAGAGUGAUGGAGCACCCGGACGCCCUCUCGGUGAUUCUCAACAACCACGAGCUCCUGCGAGCGGUGAUCCUCAGUAUCGGAGAGGAGAAGAUCUCUGUGGCCAAACAGGCGAUCCAAUCCCUGUCUAAACUCAGUCACUCCAAACCCGGAUUGGACAAAGUAUUUCACAGUGAUUUGCUGAAAGUGGUAAAGGAGGUGAUGGCGACAAGUGACAUCAUCAGGUACAGAGUGUAUGAGCUGGUGGUGGAGAUCUCAUCCCAUUCUCCCAUUUCUCUUGGUUACUGUGCCAACAGUGGCCUGAUUUCUCAGCUGCUCGGUGAACUGACAGGCGAUGAUGUCCUAAUCAGAGCCACAGCCAUAGAGAUGGUGACCACUCUGGCUCACAGCCAGCACGGCCGACAGUAUCUGGCUAAGCACGGCAUCAUGGAUAAGAUCUCCAACAUGAUCCGGGGCGCAGAAACGGACCCUUUCUCCUCGCUAUACCUUCCUGGUUUGGUGAAGUUCUUUGGGAACCUGGCCGUCAUGGACAGCCCACAGCAGGUGUGUGAAUCCUAUCCGGUCUUCCGGGCCAAGGUGUUUGAAAUGGCUUUGGAUCCGGACCCUGUGAUGAUCGGGGUGGCUCUCGACACUUUGGGGCUACUUGGAACCACGGUGGAGGGGAAGCAGGUCCUGCAGAAAGCGGGAGAAAACUUCAAGCCUGUGCUGGUGAGAAUGAGCCAGCAUGCCGGUUCCGGAGCUACCGAGCUCAGAGUUCGCAGCUUGGACGCCUUAUCUCAGCUUCUCACUCUGCAGCCAGAGAACCAAACAGAAGACCUGUUGGCCCUGACGGAGUCCUGGUUCCGCCUUUUGUCCAACCAGCCAAUGGACAUGAUUCGCAACAUCAGCACUCAGCCUUUUCCGGAGCUGCACUGUGCAGCUUUACGGAUAUUUACUGCCAUUGGCACUCAGCCGUGGGGUCAGAAGCUGAUGAUGAGCACGCCCGGGUUCAUGGAGUUCAUUCUGGACCGCUCCACCGGUCAGACAAAAGAGGCCAAGGAUGCCAAGUUUGAACUGGUCGGCUCUCUCGUGGGUUCGUCCACGGCCACCGAAAUUCUGGGGAGUCAGCACUACAUCCGCCUGAAGACGUAUCUGAGAGAAGGACCGUACUACGUGUCGGCCGUGGCCUCGGUCGGCAUCGAAGGAGCAGAAUGAUGACCCCACAGUCUGGUACACGGCCCCGGGGCCACUCGAUGCUUAAGUAAAGAGGUGAAAAUCGAAGGAAAAACAGUCUAAGGCCAAAAUUCUUUAAAACAUAGGAAUCCCCUUGGUAUCAUCGCACCAUUGGUGCUUUGCACUGAACAUCCCCACAGACCCCCAUCCAAGCAUAAUUAUCUAUGCAUGGUUCAACAAAAACUACUGAAAAGCCUUUCGUUCACCAGUUACUUCAGUCAUGAUUCAAGAGGCCUGGAAGUUAAAAACACAGACUCUGUCUAAACUCACACGACCAAACAAACGCGCGUCCUCCUUUCUGAACACUGAUCUCCAGAGGUCUCACUGGAUCCCUCUGUUCUCAUCCAUGUUUGUAUUUUCUUUAUUGAAUAGAAUUUUUGAUAAAUAAACAUGU
Molecule: messenger RNA, 1987 nt
Organism: Menidia menidia (Atlantic silverside)
Lineage: Eukaryota; Metazoa; Chordata; Actinopteri; Atheriniformes; Atherinopsidae
Source: the annotation of a GenBank genome assembly